Molecule: messenger RNA, 1484 nt
Organism: Achroia grisella
Lineage: Eukaryota; Metazoa; Arthropoda; Insecta; Lepidoptera; Pyralidae
Gene: pths
Product: ATP-dependent RNA helicase DDX47
Exons: 8
Coding region: 69-1484 (471 amino acids)
Molecular function (GO): nucleic acid binding; RNA helicase activity; ATP binding
Source: RefSeq, a predicted model, not a curated record
GUUUAUAUUGCAUAAAUAACACAUGUUGCCUCAAAGUUUAUCUCAACAAAAACGUAUUAAUUAUUAAUAUGACGGAAGAAAACGAGAAUAGUGAUGAAAGCCAUAAUGAAGAAGAACAAGAACAAGAGUCGGAGCCAGUGAAUGAAAAUAAUGAAGAAACAGCAGUAUCUUUUAAAGACUUGGGAGUCGUUGAUGUACUAUGUGAAGCCUGUCAAGAAUUAAAAUGGAAGAAUCCAUCAAAAAUCCAAAAGGAGGCAAUACCAGUAGCAUUACAGGGCAAAGAUAUAAUUGGCUUAGCAGAGACGGGUUCAGGGAAAACAGGGGCAUUCGCGUUGCCGAUUCUACAAGCACUAUUGGAGAGCCCACAGAGAUACUUUGCACUUAUCCUGACACCUACUAGAGAGUUGGCAUUUCAAAUAUCGGAACAAUUUGAAGCACUAGGAGCCAGCAUAGGAGUGAAAUGUGCAGUCAUAGUGGGUGGAAUGGAUAUGGUUGCACAGGCUCUCACAUUGUCUAAGAAACCUCACAUCAUCAUUGCAACCCCAGGAAGAUUGGUGGACCAUCUUGAGAAUACAAAGGGAUUUAAUUUGAAAGCACUGAAAUAUCUGGUGAUGGAUGAAGCUGACCGUAUACUAAACAUGGACUUUGAAGUGGAGGUGGAUAAGAUCCUGCGUGUGAUACCUCGGGAGCGCCGCACCUACUUGUUCUCCGCAACCAUGACGAAGAAAGUACAAAAGCUGCAGCGAGCGUCCCUCCAGGACCCGGUCAAAGUGGAGGUCUCCACUAAAUAUCAGACAGUGGAUAAGCUUCAGCAGUACUACGUUUUUAUACCUGUAAAGUACAAGGACGUAUACCUGGUGCAUAUACUAAACGAGAUGGCCGGUAAUUCGUUCAUCGUGUUCGUGGCGACGUGCGCGAACGCACUCCGCUGCGCGCUGCUGCUGCGUCAGCUCGGGCUGCCUGCAGUGCCACUCCACGGGCAAAUGUCGCAGAACAAGCGGCUGGCUGCACUCAACAAGUUCAAGAAUAAGAGCAGAUCUCUACUCAUCUGUACGGACGUGGCUUCCAGAGGUCUGGACAUACCUCACGUGGACGUUGUGAUCAACCUGGACAUUCCCCUGCACAGCAAGGACUACAUCCACCGCGUGGGAAGAACGGCACGCGCCGGCCGCGCGGGAAAAUCCAUCACAUUUGUCUCACAGUACGACGUGGAGCUGUACCAGCGUAUCGAGCAGUUGAUUGGCAAGCAAUUGCCGCUAUACAAGACAGACGAGAGCGAAGUGAUGGUGCUGCAAGAGCGCGUCGCGGAGGCGCAGCGGUUAACAAACAUUGAGAUGAAAGAGUUAACUGACAAGAAAAAUAUAAAGGGCAAGAAACGGGGCGGCGGCGGGGACUCCGACGACGACACGGAGGAAGCGGCCGGAGUGAGACGACGCAUCAAGGGCAAACCCAACAAACACGCGGCCAAAAAGAGAAAGCGAUAA